Planococcus citri (citrus mealybug) is the source of this 1485-nucleotide messenger RNA. RefSeq names its product 8-oxoguanine DNA glycosylase (gene Ogg1). Gene Ontology annotation, molecular function: 8-oxo-7,8-dihydroguanine DNA N-glycosylase activity; damaged DNA binding. Lineage: Eukaryota; Metazoa; Arthropoda; Insecta; Hemiptera; Pseudococcidae. The record is from RefSeq and is a predicted model, not a curated record. Gene Ontology annotation, biological process: base-excision repair, AP site formation; nucleotide-excision repair; base-excision repair. The transcript has 5 exons. The coding region runs from base 286 to 1257 and encodes 323 amino acids. Gene Ontology annotation, cellular component: nucleus.
UGAAAUGAUAACAAAAGUAAACAAACAAAAUUGAAAAAGAUGAACGUUCGCGCUAAAAACAAUCUCAUGAAUAGGUGAAUAACAAUUAAUGAGUGAUUGUACCAAAUGAUCAUUAUUUAAGUCCUCUAGUUCUUGAUAUUCGCAAUUUCAAAAGAGAAUGCGGCUUUUUGUUACCAUUAUUCAAAUACUCAGAACCGUCAUUUAAUAGCAAAUCGUCUUCCAUUUCGAUACGUUGAGUUUCAAAUCCAUCUGUUUUCGGUAUACUCGGCUCCACGUGCUUAAAAAAUGAUUAGCAAGAUAAAAUUUCCAAAAUCGGAGUUACACUGCGAUUACACUUUUAAUGGAGGCCAAGCAUUUCGCUGGAAAAUCGGCAGCGAUGGUAAAUGGAUUGGUGUAUUUGCCCAUCGUGUUUGGAAAUUAUGGCAAGACGAUAAUUUCAUAUUCUACGAAGUAUAUCCGCCCAAAAACUCAGCUUCUGCUUCUGCUGACGAAGAAACACUUCUGAAAGAAUAUUUACGUUCAGAUGAAUCAUUAUCAGAUUUAUAUAAAGAUUGGUCCAAACGUGACCGCAUGUUUGAAGAAGCUGCUAAAAAAUUUACUGGCGUUAGAAUGCUUAAACAAGAUCCAGUCGAAAUAAUCUUCACUUUCAUUUGCUCAUCAAAUAAUAAUAUUACGAGGAUAAAAUCUAUGGUCGAUAAAAUGAGUAAAUUCUAUGGCAAUGAAAUCGCUGAGGUAGAUGGGGAAACAUAUCAUGAUUUUCCAACCGUCGAAAAACUAGCCCAUCCUUCUGUUUUGAGCGAUUUACAGAAGGCUGCUUUUGGAUACCGAGCGAAAUUUAUUCAACAAUCUGCGAAUAAAAUUAUGGAAUUUGGAGGCCAAGAAUGGAUAAAUCGUUUGGAAAAAUUACCAUAUAAAGAAGCGAAAGCCGAACUGAUAAAAUUACCUGGUAUUGGAGCGAAAGUUGCAGAUUGUAUUUGUUUAAUGUCGCUAAACCAUUUGGAAGCAAUUCCAGUCGAUACACAUGUUUUUCAAAUCGCUGCGAGAUAUUAUUUACCACAUUUGAAAACCAUGAAAUCUGUAACGGAAAGAGUGUAUAACGAAAUCGGCGAUCAUUUUCGAAGCGUUUUUGGUGAUUAUGCUGGAUGGGGUCAUAGUGUAUUGUUUUGUGAUGAGCUGAAGGGAUUUAAAGAUGAAACGAGCGGUAGCAAGAGGAAAAAAUCACAGACAAAGGAGAACAGAAAAUGUUCCAAAAACUAGUCAUUUGCAGCCCUUAAAGUUUUAUUUCACGCGACAAAUUUUAAAUGCGCAUUAUUAUUAUUAUUAUUAUACUAAUUUAUUUUUCGUCUCAUUUUACUACUCGUACAUACGAUUCGGCUGUGCAUGUGAAUUAACAUCAAGGUAUUAAUUACGUUCAAGUAAUGAAAUAUUUUAUUCAAAUUUCAAAUCAUAACAUAAUAAAAAUACAUAUAAAAUAAACAUACAAAA